AUGGAUUUUAACUUCGUGUCGCCCACUAAUGUGAGUUAUGUGGCGCUUUUAAACGACACGACAGUUGAAUAUGAAGAUGCCGAAGACCCAGAUGCAGUCACACUGCUUUCUAUUUUACUAGUCGGUAUAUUCCUCUCUCUUCUAAUAUUCGUAAGUGCUGCGGGUAACAUCCUAGUCUGCAUAGCGAUAUAUACGGAUCGUGGAUUACGACGUAUAGGCAAUCUGUUCUUGGCUUCGUUAGCUAUUGCGGACAUGUUGGUCGCUGCUGCUGUAAUGACAUUCGCUGGAGUAAACGAUUUGUUGGGAUACUGGGUGUUUGGAGAGCAAUUCUGUGACACGUGGGUUGCAUGUGAUGUGAUGUGUUCGACUGCGUCUAUUCUCAAUCUGUGCGCUAUAUCGCUAGAUCGAUAUAUACAUAUUAAGGAUCCUCUGAGAUACGGACGAUGGGUGACACGUCGAGUCGCAAUCAUAACGAUUGCCCUUAUAUGGCUAUUAGCUGUCCUUGUCAGCUUUCUACCCAUAUCUCUAGGGCUUCAUCGGCCUCCAGACGAAGUAACCACAACAGAAAGGCCGCCUAGAUAUCCUACUUGUGCACUGGUUCUAACUCCUACAUAUGCCGUGGUGUCGAGUUGUAUAUCGUUCAUACUGCCUUGCAUUGUCAUGAUAAGCAUAUAUUGCAGAUUGUACUGCUACGCUCAAAAGCACGUGAAAUCGAUUCGAGCAGUCACCAGGACGGUACAGUUGCCGGAUAAUAGAACAAAAUCAGUUCGAACGAGAGUCCAUACCCAUGUUCACUCGUCGCCGUACCACGUGUCUGACCAUAAAGCAGCCAUCACUGUGGGGAUUAUUAUGGGAGUAUUCCUUCUUUGCUGGGUACCGUUCUUUUGUGUGAACAUUGUCGCUGCCUUUUGUAAAACUUGCAUACCGGAUCUCGCAUUUAAAAUCCUCACAUGGCUCGGCUAUUCCAAUUCCGCGUUCAAUCCGAUCAUUUACUCUAUAUUCAACACGGAAUUCCGUGAGGCAUUUAAAAAAAUACUCACGUCCAAAUAUCCUCCUUGCUGCGGCUACCAGACAGUUCGAGCGAACACUCCCACUAGGAACGAUAAUUUUGUCACUGAUUAUGGAACAAAGACUUUAGUAGUCAGAAGAAGUGGUUCCCUCGGCCUCUCUGGGGUCGAUCCGACCCCCAGAUCUUCGGCCGAAUCGGUCAAGCCCCUAAGGGAUUAUCACAUC
This is a messenger RNA of Brenthis ino (lesser marbled fritillary), 1233 nucleotides long. The record is from the annotation of a GenBank genome assembly. Lineage: Eukaryota; Metazoa; Arthropoda; Insecta; Lepidoptera; Nymphalidae.